This is a messenger RNA of Fonsecaea monophora, 1206 nucleotides long. RefSeq lists its product as hypothetical. The transcript has a single exon. The record is from RefSeq and is a predicted model, not a curated record. The coding region runs from base 1 to 1206 and encodes 401 amino acids. Lineage: Eukaryota; Fungi; Ascomycota; Eurotiomycetes; Chaetothyriales; Herpotrichiellaceae.
AUGGCCAAACCAAUCGUUCUAUUUUCUCUCCUCGCCCCCGCUCUCUCAGCGGUCUUGCCUCGUGGUCAAGAAAGCUCAUGGAACGAGUGGGCCUCGUCGAGCACGACCGUUGCCGCCAGCAGCACCUAUUCUUCUACGGUCCCUGCCCAAAGCAGCAGUUGGGGGGACUGGUCAACUCCAAGCACAACUAUUGUCUCUACAACCACGACCACAAGCAGCCCAGCGGCCAGCAGCACAACAAGCAGCAAGGGCUGGAACGACUGGUCGAGUACUUCGACAACUCCCGUUGUUCCUACGACGAGUAGCACGACUAGCAAAGGCUGGAAUGACUGGAGUAGCUCAACGACUCCUGUUGUUCCCACAACCAGCAGCACGACUAGCAAAGGCUGGAAUGACUGGAGCAGCUCGACUUCCGUUGUUCCUACAACUAGCAGCACCACUAGCAAAGGGUGGAACGACUGGAGUAGUUCGACAUCUGUUGUUCCUACGACCAGCAGCACGACCACUAAGGGAUGGAACGACUGGUCAAGCACUUCGACGACCCCCGUUGUUCCUACGACCAGCAGCACGACCACUAAGGGAUGGAACGACUGGUCGAGCACCUCGACGACCCCCGUUGUGCCUACGACCAGCAGCACAACCACUAAAGGAUGGAACGACUGGUCGAGCACCUCGACGACUCCCGUUGUGCCUACGACAAGCUCUUCAGCUACUAGCAAAGGUUGGAAUGACUGGUCUUCCUCUGUCGUGCCGCCCGUUUCUUCCUCUCAAUCGUGGAGCGGGUGGUCUAGUGUUCCUGCUCCGCCCGUGAAGCCGACAACCACUCCCGCUCCGGCCCCAGCCCCGGUGUCUUCUAAGGGAUGGAAUGACUGGCAAUCGAGCUCCGCUCCGGCUCCUGCUCCGGCUCCUCAACAUUCGCAAUCUGCAGGAUGGAAUGACUGGAAGAGCACAUGCACUCCUAGCACGGCCACUACCACCGUGUACGUAACGCAGACAGCACCCGCCUCCACUGUGACUACCACAGCGCCCGCUUCUACUGUGUACGUUACCGAAACUGCGACUACGACGGUGACCGAGUCGGAGACCACCACUGCUACGGUGACCAGCUGCUCUGCUACCAGUACGUCGUCGGGCUGGCAAGACUGGCAAGGCAAGAGCCAUAGCCCAAGCCCAGUCCCAAGCCAAAGCACUGGAUGGAAAAACUAA